This is a messenger RNA of Penicillium cataractarum, 1212 nucleotides long. RefSeq lists its product as uncharacterized. Bases 1 to 1212 code for a protein of 403 amino acids. Gene Ontology annotation, cellular component: membrane. Gene Ontology annotation, biological process: transmembrane transport. NCBI's taxonomy places the organism in Eukaryota, Fungi, Ascomycota, Eurotiomycetes, Eurotiales, Aspergillaceae. Gene Ontology annotation, molecular function: transmembrane transporter activity. The record is from RefSeq and is a predicted model, not a curated record. The transcript is spliced from 6 exons.
AUGAAUACGGGCCUUGAUCUCAAAGGAAAUGCAUAUGUUAGCCUCUUUCGCACCCCCUGUACCGUUUGGAAAUACCAUACUGAGUCUAGAUGCAUAAAGACCCUUUUGAUCCUCCUCUUCUUCCCGUUUUACAUCUUAUUUCAACCGCCAAUGACUGCAAUUGCCCGGAAACUUCGUCCUCGCCGAUUCCUGAGUGAGAUUGUGAUUUCCUGGGGUUUGGUAAUUGUUGGGCAUGGCCUCGUUCAAAACUGGCCAUCUAUGCUUGCUCUGCGAUGUUUGUUGGGGCUUUUCGAAGCAGGGUUCUUCUCGGGUUGCGUGUACCUGUUGAGCAGUUGGUACAUCAGCGCUGAGGUUGCAAAGCGAAAUGCUGCCUUCUAUCUCCUUGGGUCAUUUAUUGGAGGCUUCGGCGGUAUCCUCGCAUAUGGUUUGUCGAGAAUGGAUGGAAUCGGGGGUCAUGCAGGCUGGCGAUGGAUUUUCCUUUUGGAGGGCAUUAUAACCAUUGCCUUCGGUCUCGCAGCCUAUUUCCUCAUCGUCGACUUUCCGGAGGAUGCGCACAAAUCCUGGAAGUUCCUCGAUGAAGACGAAAUCAAGACUGUCAUUGAUCAAAUUAAUAGAGACAGGCAGGACGUUGAAACGUUGGUCACAUACGCUGUUGCCUAUUUCCUACCUAUUGUUUUACGUGAGGGACUUGGGUUCUCUGAGGCGGCGUCUAAUUGUCUGAGUACUCCGUGUUAUGUCGUUGCAUCAGUCCUUGGAUUUGUCGAAAGCCUCAUAUCUGACAGGGCCAUGCUUCGAACACCGUUCCUUCUCUUUAACUGCGUCAUUGAAGUUAUCGGGGUGGUUGUUUUGGGGUUCGCAAAACCAAGCGGUACCAGAUAUUUCGGAGCUUUUCUCAUUGUCGCGGGAGCCAACUCAAAUAUUCCCUUGUGCUUGACCUACCAAGCCAACAACAUCCGAGGCAUGUGGAGACGCGCCUUCUGCUCAGCAACCAUCGUUGGGGCUGGAGGGAUCGGUGGUAUCAUUGGUUCCCUGACUUUUCGAAGCCAAGAUGCGCCAACCUACAGGCCGGGCCUAUACCCCUGUAUUACAGCUACAUGCUUGACAUUUCUCUCUGUCUGCACGACCACAACGUAUUUCUUUGUCCAAAACAGGAAGCAGAAGGAAGGGAAGACUGUGAUUGAGGGCUUGGAGGGUUUCAGAUACACAUACUGA